AUGAAGAGGGUUGGGAUGUCUUCAGUGCCUCUUACAACUUAUAUCGAGCAAUUGAAGGCCUUGGAUGGCCUCCUGCAGGUUUCCGGGAAGCCGCAGAAUCUGCGCAUCGUUGGCGAGGAGCUCUACUGGCUGCAGGGCAUCGAACAGGAGUUGUACGCCGUGAGUCUCGUGGAUGAAAACGCAAUUCCAAGGCGUGUCAUUGCACCACCGGAAGAUGCGGGGUGCGAGAGUACACCCACGAAGUCUCAGCCAAGGUCCAAGGAGGAGGAAUUACUACGCGAACGGCUUCGCAGCCAAGUGAGCGGUAUUAGUGGUUAUCAAAUUGUCCCCUCCGACGGCACCGUGUUUUACACCUCUGGCACGAGCAUGUUCAUGUACCGUCCGUCAAAUGCCAGGCCUCCUUUGAAUAUUUUUGAUUGCAUCGACGAAGAGGAGUCUCGGCGCCACUUUGGCGAUAGGAAGAGGCCGUUUCUCUGUCUCCAGCACCUCCAGUACCCUGAAAAGCCCGGAAGCACAGGGGGGAAUGCCGGACGGUCACUCAACGUCAUCAGCUUCGUGUAUGGAAGUAACUUGUAUAUUGCAACUGUCGUGGAGCAGGAUGAUACACGUGCGGCUCCCAUUCAUGUCGAGGUGGAGUGUGUGACAAACUUUGGAGAUGCAUUGCAUGAAUGUGGAACAGCCGAUUACAUUAUGCAAGAGGAGUUUGGUCGCUACACAGGACACUACGCCACGGAGAAUUAUGUAUUGUUCAGUUACACCGAUACAUCCAUGCUGAAAAACGUAUCCCUCAUCGACGGCAGUGACAAAUCAAGUGUGGAGACGAUGCCAUAUGCCUGGGUUGGGGAUCCCAAUGCUCGGACGUUGCUCGUCGUGUACGUGCGGGAAACCAAAUGCUUCCGUGUGGUGCCAGAGAAAUCAAUCUCGGCAGUGGCACCGUGGGCAGAAUACAUGCCCCGCUUUGGAUUCAAGGAUGAUGAGACGAUUUAUUUCUCAUUGCUCAGUCGCACGCAGGAGCGGUACUGUGUCCUGUCAUGCCUUAUCGACUCCCUGCCGGAGGUGGACGUCACGGCGCUGUCGUCGUACUUCUUCACAGAUCCUGCGAACAGGGACACAACGACACGAAUAAUGGUCUCGUUAACCACGGAGUGUGAGGAGCACAUCCCGUGGGCGUGGGUGGACGUACCACGGGGUCCUCCCAUUCUUUUUGGAAGCACCCACGACGUUCUUCUCCGCCAUGCCACCGAAACAAAGACGGCAAAUUGGCACAUUUACGUGCGGGAUCUGGCGGCGGACAGCAAGGAGGAAUGGCGUCCACUGACAAAAGGAAACUGGAACGCAAAACCCGGCAGCUUACGGCUUCUGCAAGACCGUGUGGUAUUCAUGGCAAAUGCGGACGGCAGGCUUGGUAAUGCCCUUUACAGUGUUCCGCUGGGCUUCUCUUCCGUGGAACCCGCAACAGCCGCGCAACUCACACGAUUGUCACCUUCUCACGAACACGUGUACAGUUUCACAGUUCGGAACGGCUACAUCUGCUAUGUUGCGAGCACAGCAGAGACACCCCCACAGUUGUACAUUGCCUCGCUUCUUUCACCCGAAUCACGGCGUCUCGUUCAAACAAAGGUUCAGGAUAGCGACAAAAAAGGUGCUGUUGAUGAAGGAAAAGGCACCCCAAUUUCGUUUCUGCACAGUGAUGACCUUAUCAAGACCGAACUUGUCACCACCAUCAGCCGACGCGGUGUUCCACUCAGUGGUCGAUUGUUCAGGUCGCCCACCGCUGUCCCGGGCACGCCAGCUCCGCUAGCCAUGUAUGUUUACGGCGGACCACAUGCCCAGCUGGUUUACGAAAAUGACUACGAACUUAUUUGCAAGCCACUUUUUCAGGUUAUGGCAAAGAACGGCAUCUCCGUCCUGGUUGCAGACGGGCAAAUGAGUAAUGCCAACGGUCUGGUGGAUCUCCGUAUCUGCAAGCAUAACAUGGGGAACUUUGAAACGUCAGACUACGUAGACCUUGCAAAACAUGUCACAGCUUCUCCCCUCCAGCCGAGCGGUUUUAUUGCCGAUCCCACAAGAAUUGCCAUCUUUGGGUGGUCCUACGGAGGGUAUGCAACGCUUCUGGCGAUGUCACAGGCGUCCGAUACAUUUAAGAUUGGCUUUGCCGGCGCUCCAGUGACUGAUUGGACGCUUUACGACACGGGAUACACAGAGCGAUACAUGGGUGAGCUUUAUUCCAGUGAUGCUGGCGCCGUGGAGGCCCAAAAGAGGAACGUCAAAAGCGCUGCGUACACAAAAAGUACAAUUAGCCAAUUUGUUACCGGCCUCCCGGAUGAUCUGAAUCGCCUAUUCAUCGCCCAUGGUCUUCUGGAUGAGAAUGUUCACUUCACCCACUCCUGCGCUCUCAUCAACGCAAUGGUUGCUGCGGGAAAGCCGUUCAGUAUCCUCACUUACCCGGGUGAGCGUCAUGGGCUUCGACAAAAAAAAGUCUCUCGUCUCCACCAUGACGCGAUGCUGAUAAAAACACUGGUAGAAAUGUUGUGA
This is a messenger RNA of Trypanosoma cruzi, 2535 nucleotides long. RefSeq names its product dipeptidyl-peptidase 8-like serine peptidase, putative. Gene Ontology annotation, molecular function: serine-type peptidase activity; dipeptidyl-peptidase activity. NCBI's taxonomy places the organism in Eukaryota, Euglenozoa, Kinetoplastea, Trypanosomatida, Trypanosomatidae. Gene Ontology annotation, biological process: proteolysis. The transcript has a single exon. Bases 1 to 2535 code for a protein of 844 amino acids. The record is from RefSeq and is a predicted model, not a curated record.